GUAAACUUAUAACAGAACUGUUCUUUAACGAUUAAUUAAUUGUAUUUAACAUUGUGAGAAGACAUGCAAUCACCACUUUGGAUUAUAGUGUUAUAUAUUUGGAAUUUUAUACCUGUGAUGUUGUCAGAAGUAAACAACAAUAACAAACAAACAAAGGCAUUCUGCCACAAUGAAAAAAAGAUCAUUAAAUCAGACUUUGAUUGUGACGUUGAAAAUAUAAAAGUUACUGUAAAGCGACAUCAUAAUCAUGUAGAACAAUGCCAUUGGAAUCACGGAAAAGUGAGGUGUAUUAAUGGGAAUUACGAUGAAACCAGUAAAUCUCUGCGAUUCAGUUUCACUUUUCAUCUGGAAAAACAUGCAGGAAAACAGUUGGAAAUACAUACCAUGUGUAAAAAUAGAAGCCAUGUCAAAAAAACUUAUAUUAUGAUACCAUGUCGUUCAGAAUUUACGGUUUCUGCCACCUACAACAAAGGGUACACAUUUUUGACCUGCCAACAUAAAUUCUUCACUUUGUCAUCAGAGGGAAUCCAUAUAAAGAGGAAGGAAGAGGACGACUUCAUCGUCACCUGUACAUGGAAUAGAGGAAUAUUAAAACCACAGUGUCAAACAAACGAACAAGGAUACGCCGACAAAAAUGGAAUACACAAUUAUAAAGCGAAGUAUCCAGGACAGUACCAGUGCGUGAUGGGUGGACAGAUCAUCGACAUUCCGUACACAGAUGUCCCCACAUCCACAGGGACUACAACAAAGAAACCAAACAGCUGGAGCGAGACCAGAAACGCAUCACUUGGUACAAGCAGCGGAUGUACGAGACUUUCUCCUACACAACUACUCUUCCUGAUACCACUGUUUAUAACUUUUGUGCCUACAAUCACAGAAUGUGGAUAUCUUAUUCUGCCAAGUUGAAAAACAACAUUGUGUUGUAGAAAAAAAGUGAAGGUUUCCCAUACCUUUGGACGUUCAUGCAAGGAAAAAAUUCUUCGUUAUAGAAUGUCAUAAGCAUGAUAGCAUGAAUUACAAUUUCAAAGAUUAGCUAUAUGAUAAAAAUAUCAGUGUUCUUUACUAUGAUGAAAAAUUAUGUUCACGAUGAAACUAAAUACAUUUUUAUUGAUAAAAAGUAAACAUGCUGGACCCAAGUCCUUUUAUAGCGAUGAAAAAAUGGGUUCAACCCAAAAUCUCCUAUCUUCUCUACUAUUAUCAUGAACACACUGCGGUCAUGUCCAGUUGACAGCGAAUGCUUAAAAUACCUGGUACCUGAUCUCUUUUUUUUAUUGUUUUUGUUCUCCAUUAAAACCCAGCUGUUGAUUUUUUUAUGUUCGUCCUUUCAAUAUUUUAUUCAUUACUGAAGCGCAUUGCAUCAUGAAAUACAUUUUCCUUUUUUAGUCAAAAAAUUGCAAAACCGUCAAUAUUCGAUACCAAAAUGACUAUGAUAAAAUGUUGUUUGCAUUACUUUUUCAAUCGACCAUUUUAAAGACACGCUUUAAAGAUAUUCAUGACAAUGCUUAGAAUUCUUGUGUUUAUGAAUGGUGUUAAACUGUUA
This is a messenger RNA of Saccostrea cuccullata (small rock oyster), 1540 nucleotides long. RefSeq lists its product as uncharacterized. The transcript has 5 exons. The record is from RefSeq and is a predicted model, not a curated record. NCBI's taxonomy places the organism in Eukaryota, Metazoa, Mollusca, Bivalvia, Ostreida, Ostreidae. The coding region runs from base 64 to 906 and encodes 280 amino acids.